AAUGUUCACUGGUCGAAGUACCAGAAGAUUCUACACCAGUGAAGACUGACCAAGGAACAAGCAUGGAAGAAGAGCCAGAAAUGUCACAAGCUAUGGAACAAGAUGGUGCCACAGCAGCAGAGAUAAAAGAUCAAGGCCAUGGAGGAGAUGAAUGGCAUUACAAGGGUCACGUGAUUACAAAAUUCGCCAUGAUGUCAGAUGCACACCACGAUUUCAAAACCCUGGCCUCUGAUUGUCUACAAAUGCAAAUGCUGUUUGGCGCGUUCACGCCUGACCAGUGGGGCUUCCGGCCCCGCACUGUGGUGGUACACGGAGAGUCAGGAGUCGGCAAGUCAGCUUUGGCCCGGAGGAUCCUGCUGCACUGGGCCCGAGGGGAGCUGUACCCCGGCAUGUUCUCCUACGUCUUCUUUUUCCACGCCGGAGAGGUGCAAUCCAGGAGGGAGAGCAGUUUUAUGGAGUUAAUUUCUGGGGAGUGGCCAGAUUCCCCGGCCCCCGUGAUGGACAUCCUGUCCCAACCAGAAAGGCUCUUGUUUGUGGUCGAUGGUUUUGAUGACCUGGACGUUGCCUUCAAAGAGGAUGAUGACACGCACCUCUGUGACGACUGGGCGGAGAGGCGGCCCGUGUCUGUCCUGAUGCGUAGUCUGCUGAAGAAAGUCCUGCUCCCCGAAGCAUCCCUAAUCGUCACCAUCAGAGACGUGGGAGUGGAAAAUCUCCAAGCUGUGGUCACAUCUCCCCGUUACCUCUUAGUUGAAGGAAUGUCGAUGGAAAGGAGGACUCAGUUGUUCCUGGAGCACAUGAAGAAUGAGCAUCAGAAAAUUCGAGUGUUGCACUCAGUGGUGGACAACCACCAGCUGUUUGGCAAGUGUCAGGUUCCCGUCAUGUGGUCGCUUAUCUGCCAGGCUCUCCAGAUGCAAGAGGCGGCGGGGAACAGUCUGCCACAUGCUUGCCAAAUCCUCACGGGCUUGUACGUCACCUUUGUGGCCCAUCAGCUCACCCCUCGAGAUGCCUUCAGGCGUUGUCUCAGCCUGGAAGAAAGAGCUGUCCUGAAGGCUUUGUGCCAGAUGGCCGCGGAGGGGGUGUGGGGCACCAAGUUUGUGUUUUACGGCGAUGACUUGCGCGUUUAUGGACUGACCGAGUCGGAGCUCUCUGCCCUGUUUCACAUGAACAUCCUUCUUCCAGACGACCCUGGUGAGAGGUGUUACACGUUCCCCCACCCCAGCCUCCAAGAGUUCUGUGCUGCCUUGUACUACAUUCUAGAAGGAUUGGAAAAAGAGUGGGAGCCCCACCCUCUGUUCAUGGAGAAUAUAAAGACUUUAAUGGAGCUCAAACAAAUCAGCAGCAAUGCCCACUUGCUGCAAGUGAAGCGUUUCUUGUUUGGCCUGAUGAACAAGAAGGUGGUGAGUGUUCUGGAAAACCUGCUGGGGUGUGCUAUCCCCCCAGUGGUGAAACGGGCACUUCUCCACUGGAUCUAUUUGUUAGGUCAACAGGCCAACAACACCACCCCUCUAGACUUCCUGGACUCCUUCUACUGUCUUUUUGAGACUCAGGACGAAGAGUUUGUUCACUUGGCAUUGAACAGCUUCCAAGAAGUAUGGCUUUUGAUUAACCGGCCAAUGGACUUACUAGUGUCUUCCUACUGUCUCCAGCACUGCCAGUAUUUAUGGAAAAUUCAGAUGGAUGUCAGAGAGAUCUUCUCAGAAGAUGAGGUCACUGAGGCAUGGCCCAUGAUUCCACAAGGGCUGCAGAUCAAGGUCCCAGUUGAGAACUGGUGGGAAAAUCUUUGCUUGGUGCUCAGCACCCACCCAAACCUACAACAGCUGGACCUAAGUGGCAGCAUCCUGAAUGAAUGGGCCAUGAGGACCCUGUGCAUCAAGCUCAGACAGCCAACCUGUAAAAUACAGAAUCUGAUAUUUAAAAGUGCACAAAUUACCUUUGGUCUCCAAUAUCUCUGGAGGACUGUCGUCAUCAACCAUAGUAUUAAAUACUUGAACUUGGAAGGCACUCACCUGAAGGACGAAGAUAUGGGGAUGGCGCAUGAAGCACUAAGACAUCCAAGUUGUAUGUUGGAGUCUUUGAGGUUGGAUCACUGUGGAUUAACCCACACCUGUUGUCUGGCGAUCUCCCAAAUCCUGGUUACAGCCACCAGACUGAAAUCUCUCAGCCUCACAGGAAAUAAGGUGACACACCAGGGCACCAUGCCUCUCUGUGAUGCCUUGAAGGUUUCACAGUGCACCCUGAAGAAGCUGAUACUGGGAAACUGCGGCCUGACAGCUGCCGACUGCCAGGAUCUGGCCUCGGCACUCAUCAGCAACCAGCGAUUGACACACCUGUACCUGUCGGCCAAUAACCUGGGCAGUGAAGGCAUGAAUCUGUUGUGUCGAGCAUUGAAACUUUUCAGCUGUGCCCUACGGAGACUGAUACUAAAUGAUUGCAACCUGGAUGUCAUUGGCUGUGGCUUUCUCGCUCUUGCAUUUAUGGGCAACCAACAUCUGACGCAUCUGAGCCUUAGCAUGAACCCCUUGGGAGAUGAUGGGAUGAUCCUUCUGUGUGAGGCCAUGAUAGAACCAUCUUGUCACCUCCGGGACCUGGAGUUGGAGGCGUGUGACUUGACAUCUGACUGUUGUGAGGGCCUCUCCUUGGCUCUCUUCAGCAACCAGAGCCUGACCAGCAUAAACCUGAUGCGGAAUAAUUUCAGUCCUGGAGGAAUAAUGAAGCUGUGUCCAGCCUUUGCACAUCCCAACUCUAAUCUACAGAUUAUUGGGCUAUGGAAAUGGCAAUAUCCAGCUCAAGUGAGGAAGCUGCUGGAGGAGGUGCAGCUACGGAAGCCUCAAGUUGUGAUUGGCGAUGGCUGGUAUGCUUUUGACGAAGAAGACCGGUAUUGGUGGAAAAACUGA
Hipposideros armiger (great roundleaf bat) is the source of this 2894-nucleotide messenger RNA. RefSeq names its product NLR family pyrin domain containing 5 (gene NLRP5). Gene Ontology annotation, cellular component: cytosol; cell cortex; nucleus. Gene Ontology annotation, molecular function: protein binding. Lineage: Eukaryota; Metazoa; Chordata; Mammalia; Chiroptera; Hipposideridae. The annotation marks the transcript as partial. The transcript has 11 exons. Gene Ontology annotation, biological process: regulation of inflammatory response. The record is from RefSeq and is a predicted model, not a curated record.